CGCUCCCUCACAUCUGCUGUUUAAGCCCUCCGUCUGUGUCACUCGCCCUCUCGCCUACUAUGGCCACCGUCCUCAAAACGACUCCGUCCAGAGCUCCUCUCCCACCACGAUUAGCUGCCAAUUCAUUGAAUGGUUCGAGGCCGUUUUGCCUCUCGUUUAGGCCUAGAACCAUUGCCUGCAAACUUUCUCUAGUAAAUUCGCUACUCUUCGCCGGCGAAUCUUCUCUCCGGUUCGUGAAGUUCGUGCCUUUGGCUUCACAGGAAGGAAAAAUUGAAACUGCCGAAACCGAGGAGACGCUCCAAGAACCUGAAAUUGAGGAUACUUUAGAUGGUGCUGUUGGUUUGGAAGACAGCUCCAGUGAGGAGGAUACCACUGAAGAAAUACCUGCUUCAGCCAUCAUGGAUUCUCUUCAAUCCUACAAAGAAGCCCUGGCAAGUAAUGAUGAGGUGAAAGUUUCUGAGGUAGAGGCAUUUCUAAAAUCUCUUGAAGAUGAGAAAAUUGACCAAGAAAAGAAAGUGGCAGGAUUGUCAGAAGAAUUAUCAAUAGCAAAGGACAAAAUUCUGAGGAUUAGUGCGGACUUUGAUAAUUUUCGGAAGAGGACAGAGAGGGAUCGCCUUUCACUGGUUACAAAUGCCCAAGGAGAAGUUAUAGAGAACUUGUUAUCUGUUUUGGACAAUUUUGAAAGGGCUAAAACUCAGAUUAAGGUUGAGAAAGAGGGAGAAGAAAAGAUCAACAACAGUUAUCAGAGCAUAUACAAGCAAUUUGUAGAAAUUAUUGGCUCUCUUGGUGUUGUCUCUGUGGAGACAAUCGGGAAACCAUUUGAUCCAUUGUUGCAUGAAGCAAUUAUGCGGGAGGAAUCCACUGAAUAUGAAGAAGAUAUCAUAAUCGAAGAAUAUCGUAAAGGGUUCAAACUUGGUGACAGGCUUUUGCGCCCAUCAAUGGUCAAGGUUUCGGCUGGACCAGGGCCUGCAAAACCUGAGGAAGAAAGCCCUAUUGAACCUGAACAAGAAGUGCCACCAGAGGAUGAGGUGAUUGAUGAAAGUGAAAGUGUAGAACAGGGCAGCACAGAAGCAGGGUCCGCUUGAAGACACAAAUGUGCGAGCUGUAGUCACUUUUUGUAUAAGCAUAAGCUGUAUCACUAUCACCAUUACUGGAGUUUUGUUGGGAUGUAGUUGUAGAAGAAAUCUUAUAUUGCCUACAUGUUUUCUUGGUCUUUAUCUGUAACAGAGGGAUGAAUGAGGAGCAUUUGAGUAGGGCAUACCUAUUUUGGCGAGUGAUUUAACUGUAAAACUUCAGUGGAGUGCCUUUCACUGUUUUGAAUUUUCUUUUUUCCUUGUGGCAUAAAUUUUUUAGUUCAGACAUAAGAGUCAUUCUAUGAAAAAUAUCAUGUAUUUG
Tripterygium wilfordii is the source of this 1395-nucleotide messenger RNA. RefSeq names its product protein GrpE-like. Gene Ontology annotation, cellular component: chloroplast. The record is from RefSeq and is a predicted model, not a curated record. Lineage: Eukaryota; Viridiplantae; Streptophyta; Magnoliopsida; Celastrales; Celastraceae. The transcript is spliced from 3 exons. Gene Ontology annotation, molecular function: adenyl-nucleotide exchange factor activity; protein-folding chaperone binding; protein homodimerization activity. Gene Ontology annotation, biological process: protein folding. The coding region runs from base 60 to 1085 and encodes 341 amino acids.